Molecule: messenger RNA, 2304 nt
Organism: Carassius auratus (goldfish)
Lineage: Eukaryota; Metazoa; Chordata; Actinopteri; Cypriniformes; Cyprinidae
Product: zinc transporter ZIP1-like
Biological process (GO): zinc ion transmembrane transport
Cellular component (GO): plasma membrane
Molecular function (GO): zinc ion transmembrane transporter activity
Source: RefSeq, a predicted model, not a curated record
UGACAAACAUGCAGCAGUCCGAAUGAACCUCUCUAAACGAUCAUAAACUACAAACCAUGGGGUUCGUCUUUCAAAGACAGCGCUAUAUACCGAAACAUUUACAUAUAUUUUACUAACCGUUGUUUGACAGAGGCGUCUGUCCUCUCGCGCUUGUUUGUUUACGUCUAGUUUCAUGAUAUAAAGUAAAUUUAUGGUCGCUAUGGAUUACCUGCUGCAGGUGAAAGUUGGAGCUCUGGUUGGGCUGCUGUUCCUAACUCUGUUUUUUGGUUUUAUCCCAGCGCGGAUGAAAUGGUUUCAAGUCUCUAGUGGAACAGCGACCCACAGGGCUGUGCUGAGUUUUGUGAGCUGCUUCGCAGGUGGCGUCUUCCUGUCUGCCUGUUUGUUAGACAUCAUCCCAGAUUAUCUUUCCGACAUACAUGAAGUGCUACAAAAACAAGGCCUUGAUGAAGGAUUCCCGCUUGCAGAGUUCAUCAUUGCGUGUGGCUUCUUCACUGUCUUGAUCUUGGAAAAGAUAGUUCUGAGUUGCACAGAGGGCCACAGAAAUGAGGAGACGGCUCCUCUUAUAGCUCCUGCAGGUAACGGACAUGCCCAUGGACAUCCCUCUGUGAUUGAUCUGGAGGGGAGCGGUCACCACGUCCACGUGGAUUUUCACGCACACUCGUCCUUCCGCUCCUUCAUGCUCUUCCUGUCUCUCUCUCUCCACUCGGUGUUUGAGGGUUUGGCCAUUGGCUUGCAGACCACAGACACAAAGGUGCUGGAGAUCUGCAUCGCUAUCCUGGUCCACAAGAGCAUCAUCGUCUUCAGUCUGUCGGUGAAGCUGGUCCAGAGCGCGGUCAGGCCCCUGUGGGUGGCGCUCUAUGUAGCUGUCUUCGCUAUGAUGUCUCCUCUGGGCAUCGGCAUCGGCAUCAUUGUGAUCGAGGCUCAGCUGAAGGCUGGUGCUUUCAUCCAGGCGGUGCUGGAGGGGAUGGCGGCCGGGACGUUUGUCUACAUCACCUUCCUAGAGAUCCUUCCCCAUGAACUGAACUCCCCUGAGCGACCUCUGCUCAAAGUGUUCUUCCUCCUGUGUGGUUUCUCAGUAAUGGCUGGUCUGUGUUUCAUGGGCUGAAAAAUACUUUCCCUGUGGCCAGAAAACUGCAGCCUCCAGCAAAUUGCACUGAGUUAGCCUUCACAAACUGCAUGUGAUUUCAAGAAAACGAAAGGCUCAGUUCGCUUGCUUUUUAGAGAAAUGAUAUUUUCAGAUGCGGAUGUCUUUAAAAACUUUGACCUGAUCAUUGAUCAGUUUUAAAACGAGGAAACAUUUUUUUUCCUCAGCAUGGAGAAACAUAUAUAAAUUUAGACUUUUACAGAUUUUUUUUUUUGUUUACUUGACUUUGUUUUAGCUUUUUUUAAAACUCUUCAUAUUUUUAUCUGUGAAAUUCUUUGGUGUUUUUUCUUUGUCAUGCAUAACACUAUCCAUAAACCUCCAGCUUUCUUAAUCAUCUUUAUACAUUAUGAACACCGUUUGCAAUAUUUCUGAAUGUUACAUACAUUUAUUUAGUAUUGGUUUUCUCCUUCUAUAUGCUAAUGUUAUGAUUGAACAGUUUGGAUUUACAGAUUUGACAGUAAAAUAAGACAAACUGUGUAUAACUAGUAUUGUGUUUUUUAAAGACUACAUAUUGAAGUAUGAUUAUGCAACAUAUUAAAGCAAUGUAAAUAUAUUUCCAUUUCAAACAGCAUGCCGUUUAAGUUGAGAGGCGUUGCUGUGCCUUUAUUUGAAAGAAGACUUAACAAAUAGCAUGUUACUGAUUCAGGUGCUAAAAAGCCUUUUAUUAAACACUAGCACUAAAUCCUUUCAAAGUUAAUGUUUCAACACUGGGUUUCUUUUAGUUUGCUUUCUGUUUCAAUAUGCACUAUCUGGGGUACUAAAAAGCAAAGUAUGGUUGUGAAACUGUUCAAACUUCAGACUUGAUCUUGCAGAACCACAUUUAGCCUCUAGAUGUCGAGCUUCUUCACAUAAUGUUGGUUAAGUGUUGACUGUCUUUAAAAACUCCAUUCUACUUGGUACUGUUUUUGCAGUUUGAAAUUUUUGUGUAGAGUUCCUAUAUGAGUUGUUACUGCACACAGUCAGAGCACAGUGCAUUAGAAAAUGUAUCCCACAAUGCAGUGUGCUCAAACAUCUUUUUCCAGUGUAAUAUUACAUUCUUUCUAGGCUCAUUUAAUCAAGCUAUACCCUGGCAUUUGUACAUAAAACUGGAAUAGAAAUGCAGUGUUUGAUUGAUAACUGGACACCACUAAUUAAAUUGUUGUUUAAUUGAGGUCAUCUCA